UUAAAUUUUCUCUCCUAAUUAUUAUAUUUUCAAUUGUCUUAACGUUAUUGAGCUAUGUAGGGCUUUAUAUGAGUCGUGGGAUGAAUUUGAUCAUUCUACCAAUGCUUUGGGAUUCAUGUGCCCGGAGAUGAUCUCGGAAACCAUGUUGUAUAGUGAUAUAAAUCGUGUUCUAUUAUACAUGUCGCAAUCCAUGGCAACACUCAGUUCUAAGUCAUUCAUCUUAUGUCCAUACUUCGAAAAGAGGCAUUGGAUUCUUUUAGUUAUUUUCUUGGCUAAAUCUCAGGUCUACAUAUUUGAUUCUAUGCAGAAGAAGAGAAAUUUGAUGAUUAAGAACCAAUUGAACCUGGCUUUUCGGACUUACAAGGCACAAAAUGGAAAAUCUAAAGGAACUAAAUUGAAUUGGAUUGCGGCACAGUGUCCUCAACAACCGGGAUCACUAGAGUGUGGCUACUACGUCAUGCGUUUUAUGUACGAUAUAUUUACAAAGCAUCGUGAUAGUCAAGAUCUUACUACGGAUUAUUCAAGAACAGAGCCUUUUUCAUUCGAGGAGAUUAAUGAGGUUAAAGAAUUUUGGGCUGAUUACUUUUUGACCAAUUCCGAUGUAAAUCUAGCUAGCUAGUUUGUUGUAAUAUUGGUUUGUUAGGUUCGUUAUCAACAUGUUGGUUGAACGAUAUGAUAUGAUGGAUUGCCUUUUAAUGGGGUUGUAAAACUAUAUUUGACAGGUGCAUGUAUUAUAAUUCCCGAUUAUUGGGAAGUGUUAUAUUACAAAGGAGAU
This is a messenger RNA of Spinacia oleracea (spinach), 775 nucleotides long. RefSeq lists its product as uncharacterized. Gene Ontology annotation, molecular function: cysteine-type peptidase activity. Gene Ontology annotation, biological process: proteolysis. The record is from RefSeq and is a predicted model, not a curated record. The transcript has 5 exons. The coding region runs from base 116 to 619 and encodes 167 amino acids. Lineage: Eukaryota; Viridiplantae; Streptophyta; Magnoliopsida; Caryophyllales; Amaranthaceae.